Molecule: messenger RNA, 1260 nt
Organism: Daucus carota subsp. sativus
Lineage: Eukaryota; Viridiplantae; Streptophyta; Magnoliopsida; Apiales; Apiaceae
Product: F-box protein At5g07610-like
Exons: 2
Coding region: 1-1260 (419 amino acids)
Source: RefSeq, a predicted model, not a curated record
AUGGAAUCAUAUGUGGUUAAGCUAGGAGCUAAAAGAAGCCGAACAUCCAAACAACCUUAUCCCUUUUCACGUGAUCUUAAACUGAAAUCUUCCUCUCCGAUAGCAUCUGCUGCCAAAGUUGCUUCAAGCGAAGACCUUUUAAUCCAGAUCCUGUUAUCUCUCAUUACUAAUCCACACUUUCUUCGUCUUUGCAACCCUCUUUCCCCCUCCCCCUCUGUCUCUUCCCUCUUCUUCGCCAGCUCCUCCUCCUGCAGAAGCAACCCUGACUACCAGUUCAUACCUCUUGAUGUCAAUGAUAAAUGUCUGGUCCCCUUCAAAACUCUUGAUUUUACUGAUGAUCCUCUAGGUUCAGGCAUAGCUGUUCUACAGUCUUGCAAUGGCUUACUGUUAUGUGCUAGCUAUAGAGCACGUGAAAUCAAGCGUACCUAUUAUGUGUACAAUCCCACCACUAAGCAAUUUGCUACCCUUCCACAGAUUAGACAUGAAUGUUCAAAAUAUGUUUGUGGUAUGACCCUAGCCUUUGAUCCUAUAAAGUCGCCUUUCUACAAAGUUGUUUGUCUGAGACGCUCUGAAAAGUCUCGUCAGCUUUUUCAGAUUGAGAUUUAUUCAUCUGAGACUCUCUCAUGGAGAGCCUCAGGUGAACCUUUUACCGCACCAAAGCAUACUGAAUUCCAAAAUUCUAUAUACUGGAAUGGUUCUGUUCACUGGUGGAACGGUUCUUUUCACUGGUGGAAUGGCUUUACCAACCAUGGUUGUUGGAGGAUGGACACACAUACUUUGUACUUCAAAGUUGAUGAAGAGAGUCUAAAACAAUUGCCAAUUCCUAAGAAGCAAUACGCUUACUAUCAUGUAGCUUCUUAUGUUGGAGAGUCCGAGGGUCAUUUGUAUCUUGUUGAAGGAGAUUCUGAUUUCAACCGUCUAUUCAAGGUGUAUGAGCUGGCAAGAGAUUUUUCAGGGUGGUUUAUGAAGUAUCAAGUUGAUAUGUCCGAGGUUACUAAUGUUUUUCCAGAGAUGAUGAAGAAAAACCCCUUCCACGGGUACACAUUAAAAAUCAUUUCACUUGUGAGGAAAGAAAAAGAAGAAAAAGAUGGCUCUUUCUUGGUUCUGGAGAUACCUGGUGGUCAGAUUAUCCAUUACAACCUUGUGGAUAAAAGUGUGAAGAAGCUGUGGGAAUUUCCUCCGGGCCACAAGUUUUACAAUGAUAAUUGUUUAAGGCAUGUUUUGGCCUUAUCCUACAUCGAGUCUCUUGCUUGUGUGUGA